This is a messenger RNA of Colletotrichum costaricense, 1098 nucleotides long. RefSeq lists its product as uncharacterized. The transcript has 2 exons. Bases 1 to 1098 code for a protein of 365 amino acids. The record is from RefSeq and is a predicted model, not a curated record. NCBI's taxonomy places the organism in Eukaryota, Fungi, Ascomycota, Sordariomycetes, Glomerellales, Glomerellaceae.
AUGGCUGACCCUCUCAGUAUCGCUGGCUCGGUUGCUGGAUUGCUGGCCACGGCGGUCAAAGUGUACAACGCCACCUUCAAUUUCGUCUCCAGCGCGAUCGAUGCCCCCGAGUCUGCGAUACAAAUGUUUCAACUUAUUGAAGAGACAAAAAUGACUCUGUCUUCUGUCCACGAGCUGCUUCACUCCCUCGACACCUUCCCCAGUUCCCGCAAAAACAUGAUCCAGCUCGAUCACCUCUCCAUUGUCAUCACACACUCCGUUCUAACACUUUCAAAACUCGAAACCAUUGUGUGCCAGCAGGAUGGGUUGCGGUCUCGGAUGAAAUGGGCGCUGUGGCACGAAAAGAAGAUUCUAGCUCUUCUUCCCCGGUUGGAGUCUCAGAAGUCAACAUUGGCUGUGAUGAUCACACUUCUCAAUUGCAAGACUCAAGAAGAAGCAAGUCGCUCUCAAAUCACCAUGUUGGCCAAAGUGGACGAAAUUCUUCAGCAAAACCGAACACUAGCCGAACAAUUGAAGCUGCUCGACAACGGAAAGUCGUGGGACACUAGAUCCGUCAAGUUCAUGGACAACGCGUCCUCAAUAACUAGCAGACCUGUGUCUACCCAAAGUGUUAUCCACAGAACCCCUUCAGCCGCCUUUCGGACCCCCGAGUCUUUAGAGGGAUCGAUGAUCAUGACGCUAUCAAAAAGGAAUUUCGAGCUCGACUUGGGUCAAUCGAGGGUUUAUAAACGGGCCCAAGACCGCGAAACAGACAGAUCCUCUUUCACAACAUCCAACGCCCCGACAAGCGCUUGGAGUAUGCUCUCUGGUCUCACCAUCGGCGACAUUUCCAUCGUGUCAGCGUUUAGAUUGCCAAUUACUCUCAAGGAUAUCAAUAAAAUUGCACCGGGGUCAACAUUUUCAGGUCUUUUGAUGAACCGUCAAUCUAUGGAAGAGCAGACUCGAUCCAAUCCAUUUGAGUGCAGCGACUCACUGUCACGAGCUCCCAUUAGGGGCGAAAGAUUGGCAGGGACGUUGUCUUUCAAAUUUGAUAAGUCUGACGACGUCGCGUACAGAGAGCCCGAAAUUCAACAAGAAGGAUUGACAACUUUCACGUGA